AUGUUGAAACCCCUUCGCGUGCUCGUCGUCGGGGCCUCCAUCGCCGGCCCCACCACCGCAUAUUGGUUCGCUCGAGCCGGCGCGGCCGUCACAGUCAUUGAACGGUUCCCCUCGUUACGCAGCGCGGGACAGGCCGUCGAUAUCCGCACCGCAGGCGUGACGGUCAUGCGGAGGAUGAAGGGCAUGGAGGCCGCGGUGAGGGCGAAGAGCACGACGCUCGCGGGCGUGAGCUUUGUGAAUUCUGCGGGGAAGCCGUUCGGCACGAUUCGCCCGACGGGCAAUCCGGAGCAGCAGAGCUUGGUGAGCGAGUAUGAGAUCUUUAGGGGCGAGUUGGCGGGCGUCUUGUAUGGGUUGACGGGUGGGGAUAAGAAAAGUCGGGGUCAAGACUUAACCAAUGAAGACGAGGAAGUUAGCAAUCGAGGUCCUGGUCAAGACCAAGGUAACGAUGGCGAUCACGACCACGACCACGACCACGACCACGAUCAAUCUCAACAGAUCAACUACGUCUUCGGAGAGCAAGUGGCUAGUAUGCGACAGCCGGAAACCCUCGACGGCCCCGUCACGGUGGACUUUAUGAACGGCAAACUCCCCACCGCGGAAUAUGAUCUCGUCGUGGCCUGCGACGGUGCCACCUCCAGGACUAGGGCCCUCGGCCUCAACUGCCAGCCACGCGACUACGUCCACCCCGUCAACCUGUGGUCCGCGUACUUCUCCCUGCCCGGCGAUCUGCUCCAUGGGAGCAAGGUCGGACACGCAUACACCGCGCCAGGAGGUCGAUUCAUCGCCCUUGGACCGGACCCCGCAGGCGUCACGCGCGUCACCCUGAUGAGUGUGCACCCUCGAAGGGACCAGACCGCGCCGAUCCCCUUCCGCGAGGCCGCCUCUAAGGGCGACGACGCGCUCAAACGAUACGUCGCGGCGCGGUUCGCGGGCGCGGGCUGGAAAACCGACGAGGUGCUCAAGCUCAUGAUGGACUCCGCGUCGGACUUUUACGCCAGCGAGAUCGUCCAGGUCAAACUCCCGGGUCUGUCUAAGGGUAGGUUCGUCCUCGUCGGGGAUGCCGGGUACGCGGCCGGUCCGACGGGAGGGGGCACGACGCUGGCUCUGGCGGGCGGGUAUGUGCUCGCGGGCGAGAUUUGUAAAUCUAAGGGAGAUAUUGCGGCCGGGCUUAAAGGCUACGAGCAGACCAUGAGGCCGAUCAUCACGGACUUACAGAAGAUUCCGCCGCUCAUCCCGGCGGUGUUGGCGCCGCAGACGGUGUGGGGGAUUUGGUUAAGGAAUAACAUCUUUAGGGUCAUCGCGCGGAGCGGUGUCAUGGAGUUCGCGCACCGGUGGUUCGGCAGCGCGUUUGCCGAGGGAGACAAGUAUCGUUUGCCGGAAUAUGAAUGGGUAAGGCGAUGA
Cladophialophora yegresii CBS 114405 is the source of this 1401-nucleotide messenger RNA. RefSeq lists its product as uncharacterized. The record is from RefSeq and is a predicted model, not a curated record. Lineage: Eukaryota; Fungi; Ascomycota; Eurotiomycetes; Chaetothyriales; Herpotrichiellaceae. The coding region runs from base 1 to 1401 and encodes 466 amino acids. The transcript has a single exon. Gene Ontology annotation, molecular function: FAD binding.